UUUAAAUUUCGGCUUAUUGGACCGACUUCUGGCUUUUUAAAAACGCUAUAGUGUUUUAAAGUAAAUUUUGCCGUUGUUUUGUAAUAUAAUUUGCCAUUUUAAUUAAUAAAGGGGUCGACUGCAGAUAGACAACGUACAAUAGUAAAAAAUGCUUUUUUUAACCCUUUUAAAACAAAUUUGUCAAAUAUUGGUAAACAAAAUUAAAUCUCUGUGAUGCAUCAUAACCAUGCGAAGAUUUUAAUACAAAGUGUCUAGUUUUCAAUUUUAAUACUUAAGUGUAUAGACUCAAAUUGUCAAAUGUCAACUGAAAAGGAUCAUUUAUCAUACAUUAACAAUGUUCUCAUCAAAGAAAUUGAAGAGAAACUACGACCAGACAAACUUUUGGAAUUUGAAGUUGAGCAUUCCACAGGCUUAGAUGGGUUUAUGUCUGCUUUGUAUACAAUAAAUAUGAAAGUUUCUGACGAGAGAAAUAAAAAAGAAACUUCACGUAGGCUCUUAGCUAAGUUUAUGAAAGGUGAUGAACAUUUUAGAGUAUCAAGUAGAUGUUAUAUUCAGUUUGCAAACGAGAUAUUGAUUUACUCCAAAGUUAUACCUUACUAUGAAAAAGUAUUAUCAGAAGCUGCUGCUCAAUCCACUAAAGCAGAAUGUUGGAUUCCCAAGGUUUAUGCAGCGAAAUAUGGAAAAAUUGACGGGCUUAAUAGUGACGGAACAACUUCUAAUGAAAGCGUUUUAGUGUUAGAGCAUUUAAAGGAGAAAGGUUACGCCAUGGGUCCUCGACUAUAUUUAGAUAAACCACACAUGCUUGCUAUGGUCAAACCACUAGCAGAAUACCAUGCAAUGACAUAUGCACUAAGGAUAAAAAAAGAUAAACAUUUGGAAGAAUUGAUUAAAAGUAUAGUCCCUUUACCAUUUGUAGAGACUGCAGACUCUACCAAGAAUUUCUAUGAUCCAAUAUAUAAAGUUGCCUUUGAUCGAUUCUUUGAUUAUUUUAAUCGCUGUAAAAAAAAUCUCAUUUCAAAGGACAAUUCUCAUGAUAUUCAAUUAGAAAAUAACAUAAACAGAUUGUACACAAAAUAUGGAAAGACUCCUACAAAAUUAUUAGAAUUCAUUCGAACGAUUCAUAACGAAAAUGAUAAAAAGUAUGCUGCCAUUCUUCAUGGCGAUUUCAAUCGGAAUAAUGUUAUGUUUAAAUAUGAAGGAGAUGACAGCAAUCCAAAAGACUGCAAACUAAUUGAUUUUCAGGAACUACGUUUUGGAACUCCAUGCAUUGAUUUAAGUUUUGCUAUGUUCAUGAAUAUGGAACGUUCAAUACGGCAUGAGUUUUGGAUGGAUCUAUUAAAAUUUUACCAUAAGACAUUGUUCAAUACAAUGUCCGAAGUUCUAAAACCAAAUGAUGAAACAACUAAAAACCUUCUUGAGUCAUAUUCAUUCGAUGACUUCAAUAACCACUUUACGAAGUAUGCUUUUUAUGGCGUUAUGAUUUGUAUGCAUUUCUUACCAUGGUUAUGUGGAACUGAAGAAGAACUGAGUUUACUUUCGCAAGAGUUUGAGAGAGAUGUUCACGGGGAAUUGUUUUAUAGCACUUCCUUUGCCGCUGGAGGAGAUGACGCCAAUAACAGAAUAUUUGAAAUUUUUAAACAUGCUAGCAUAAUGGGAUACAUGAAUGUUAUAUAAAAAACCUAAAUUGAUUUUCUUUUGUACUAAAAACAUCGGGCCACUUUUAAUUGGUGAAGCACACGUAUGUUUUUGAUUGUUUUACAGUAAGGUAGGGGUCUUAAUAGAGCCGUUUUAAACCUGACAUUAAAUUUUAUUUGAUCAAACAAUUA
Messenger RNA from Eupeodes corollae, 1826 nucleotides. RefSeq lists its product as uncharacterized. The transcript is spliced from 6 exons. The record is from RefSeq and is a predicted model, not a curated record. Lineage: Eukaryota; Metazoa; Arthropoda; Insecta; Diptera; Syrphidae. Bases 298 to 1674 code for a protein of 458 amino acids.